AGACGACAUGCGCCGUGACCUGGACAAGGAGCGAAAGCGAACCGCCGCCUUGGAGCAGCGUCUUUACGAGAUGAAUAAGACAGCAGAUUGUGACGACGUCUACAAGGCAGGCCACACCACCAGCGGUGUCUACACCAUCCAGCCAGACGCCGCCGGAGCCUCGUUUCGGGUCUACUGUGAGAUGGAAGCCGGAGUCGGCGGCUGGACUGUCCUCCAGAAGCGCUUCGACGAUUCUGUAGGUUUUGCUUAUGACUGGGAAACUUACAAAAAUGGGUUUGGGGACCUUAACGGUGAGUUUUGGCUGGGAAACGACAAGAUCUAUCAGAUCUCUAACGCCAAGGUAUACCUUUUGCGCAUUGAUCUCGAGAAUUGGUCCUCAGAAACAGUAUAUGCUGAAUAUGAUAGGUUCUAUAUCGCGGAUGAAGCGGCAAAGUACCGUCUGCAUGUUGGUACCUAUAGCGGCACUGCUGGUGAUGGUGGGUACGGGUUAAGCUAUCAUGAUGGUUGCAGGUUUUCAACACACGACCAGGAUAACGACGCUUAUAGUGGCUUUCACUGCGCAGUUAGAGAUGGCGGUCAUACUGGUUGGUGGUAUAAUAGCUGUGACUACGCUAACCUGAACCAGCCGUACAAGCAUGGCGGCGGGGGGACUCAUAGACAUGGUAUCAGUUGGUAUGCGUGGGCAGCUCACCGGUACUCCAUCAAGUCUUCUGUCAUGAAAAUCAGACCUGCUCCUUAGAAAUAACCAACUUAAACUUAACCCACGCCCUGAAGUUUGCAUCUAACAGCACACACGUUCAGCUAACAAAUUGUUUACUUAAGGUUAAGGUCCCUUUUGAGCUACCGUUAUGAAGAUUAAUUUCUGCUUUAAUUUGUUACUCCGGCUGGAAGAGUAGCUGUCCCAUUUACAGGUCAAAGCUGAAUGAGUCAAUAAAACAAUAAACAAUGCUGGGCCAAAGCUGUCAACAAUGCAAUGUUGACGACGGGC
Branchiostoma floridae (Florida lancelet) is the source of this 988-nucleotide messenger RNA. RefSeq names its product fibroleukin-like. NCBI's taxonomy places the organism in Eukaryota, Metazoa, Chordata, Leptocardii, Amphioxiformes, Branchiostomatidae. The transcript has 2 exons. The record is from RefSeq and is a predicted model, not a curated record. Bases 8 to 739 code for a protein of 243 amino acids.